Molecule: messenger RNA, 465 nt
Organism: Penaeus vannamei (Pacific white shrimp)
Lineage: Eukaryota; Metazoa; Arthropoda; Malacostraca; Decapoda; Penaeidae
Source: RefSeq, a predicted model, not a curated record
AUGAGGUUUAAUCCCAGACAUAAAAUGCAAGGUCCUCCCCCUGGGCAACAUGGAGCUCCACCCCUGGGCCGUGUCAACCGCCUAGGCACCGGCAGGGGGAGCGGCGACCCCCUGGCACCCUCCAUCACGGACUUGGCACUGGCCGAGGAUGCCAACUCCCUCUCCAUUGACACCGGGCGGUCUGGGGGGGCGCGGUCCUCUCACGCCCCCUCCUUCCACUCGUCCAAGAUGUUCGAGGUGGAUUUCUGCCAGGGAUACGGACGCGUCGUGGUGGCCUACCCAGGGCGAGGGGAGACCUUCAGCGAGGGGUCCUUCUGGUUCGUCGACCUCUCCCUCCGGCCGCACUUCCUCGCCCAGGACACCAACACCUACUGGCGCCUCAUGCUCGCCCACCUCGGCAUGCCCCAGUGGCAGCCCCCUCGUGGCCGGGCUGGGACUCACGCCGUGGGCCAGGAGUUUGGAUAA